Carica papaya (papaya) is the source of this 2542-nucleotide messenger RNA. The record is from RefSeq and is a predicted model, not a curated record. Lineage: Eukaryota; Viridiplantae; Streptophyta; Magnoliopsida; Brassicales; Caricaceae.
CAUAAGAAAUAAAAUUAUUCCAACUUAUCAGCAUUUCUUGAUGUUUAUAAAGAUGAUUAAUGGUUAAUUAAGUCCCAAGCAAAGGAUGAAUGAAAAAAAAAAAGAAAGAGAAAAAAGGAAAUGGCAACAUGUCAUCAAGAAAGCUGUGCUGUGUGUCAGUUCUGGCGUGCAUAGAUGAGCAAAGGUGAUUGGAGUGUGUUAUUAAUGCGAUUCUCAUAAAACAAAAUCAAAAUCAAAAUCGAAGUUUUCAACUUUCUCUUCACAGAUAUUAAUAAAGAGGGAGUAACCCAGAAAAGUUAAAGCAAGAAUUUGUACUAGAGUGAGAAAAGCAGUGUAAUUACACAGAUAAAAACAUUUAUUUAUGUAGCAAAGCAAAUUGUUCAAAUGAAGAUUCUGAAACAAGGCACCGGCCCAUUUACUUAAGAGUUGCAGGUUUUCAAACUUCAACGGUUGGAAAAACUAUAUAAAAUUAUACUGAUUUGGAUGUGUAAAAAUUGGAACUUGAAGCUUGAAGCUUGAAGCUUUAAGGCAAAAGGGUAGGUCUUAGUGAUAAGAAUUCUUUUAAGCUUUAAAAUAGAAUAGGCAAAACAAGCUAACAGAGUGUUAUCAGAUAGAAAAAUAAAGAAAUAGUUUGGCAGUGUGAGUGGAUUCAGAUUUGUGCUUGUGGGUCUGGUUUUGAGGAAUUAUUUAGUCUAGAGGUCUUUCAGUUGUCCCCUGGAGUGACUUGCCACCUCCGGGCUCCGUGGGCUUUGCCACAGACCAAGGAAACAAUCUCUUCUUUGGCUCUCUUGCCAUUCAAGAGAACCUUUUCUUAUAAAAUUCACUAAAAGUUCCCAUCUUGCAUUGUCAAUUUCUCUCUCUUACUUGGACUCACUUCCUCGGUUGCUGUCAAGAUUCGGUCAUAUGCUUCGUCGCAUAUAUCCUUCCCCUUCUUUUUAGAUCCUUCUUUACUCUCUCUUCAAACCCAGAAAGUUAAGUCACUCACAUUUCAGAAACUUGGUCCCCACACUUGGGGCAUCCCUUUCUAUUUUGGGGAACUUUCUUCUUGAUUUUGGGUUUGUAAAUUUUAUUAUGGGGAUGUGAGGUGGUGAGCGCGAGGUAUUUGGUUUUAGCAGGAGUGAUCGGUUGGUUGGCGAGGAAGGGUAUAUUUCUGAAAUCUGAGAUUUCAGAGAAGGCAUUUCUGGUUUCUCAACAUGAAGUUUAUGAAACUUGGAUCAAAGCCAGAUGCCUUUCAGACUGAUGGCAACAAUGUUAGGUAUGUGGCAAGUGAACUGACAACAGACAUCGUUAUCACUAUUGGAGAUGUGAAGUUUUAUCUGCACAAGUUUCCUCUUCUUUCAAAGUGUGCCUACUUGCAGAAGUUGGUCUCAACCACUAAUGAAGAAAAGAGUGAUGAGAUUAAUAUUUCCGAGAUCCCUGGUGGGCUAGCUGCCUUCGAGAUAUGUGCCAAAUUUUGUUAUGGCAUGACUGUCACACUCAACGCUUACAAUGUAGUCGCUGCUCGUUGUGCAUCCGAGUAUCUAGGAAUGCACGAGACUAUCGAGAAAGGGAAUCUCAUAUACAAGAUUGAUGUUUUCUUAAACUCCAGCAUCUUCCGCAGCUGGAAAGAUUCGAUAAUUGUUCUUCAGACAACCAAGUCCCUGCUGCCAUUCUCCGAGGAAUUGAAGGUGGUUAGCCUUUGCGUUGAUGCUAUAGCUAACAAGACCUGUGUUGAUGUUUCCAAGGUUGAAUGGUCUUAUACCUAUAACCGGAAGAAGCUUCCCGAGGAAAAUGGAAAUGAUUUAAACUAUAGCAAUGUUGUCAAUCGUUUGGUGCCAAAAGACUGGUGGGUCGAGGAUUUGUGUGAACUCGAAGUCGAUCUGUACAAGCGUGUUGUAGUGAAUAUCAAAUCCAGAGGAAUACUUUCUAACGAAGUCAUCGGAGAAGCCUUGAAAGCUUAUGCUUACCGAAGGUUGUCAGGUUUCAGUAAGGGGAUGAUCAAUGGAGACUUGGUUAAGUAUCGUUCAACAGUUGACACAAUUGUGAGACUUUUGCCUGCAGAAAGAGGCAGUGUCUCGUGUAGUUUCUUGAUGAAGCUACUGAAAGCAGCCAUUACCGUGGACUCAGGAGAAAUGGUAAAGGAACGGCUCAUAAAAACCAUAGGGCAGCAGCUUGAGGAGGCUUCUGUAAGUGAUCUUUUGAUACGAGCACCGGAAGGGGAAAACACAAUGUAUGAUGUUGAUACUGUGCUGAAAAUAGUGGGGGAGUUCCUUAUGCAAGAUCAGAGUGCUGAAGUUGAAUUGAUAGAAGGCCCAGAGCUUCAGGCGGUGAGAAAACCAGGAAUUUUAUCUGUUGCUUCCAAGCUGAUGGUUGCAAAACUGAUAGAUGGAUACCUUGCUGAAAUUGCUAAGGAUUCCAAUCUGCCAUUGUCGAAGUUUGUUGAUCUUGCAGAGAUGGUGUCUACUGUUUCUCGGCCUGCUCAUGACGGGCUUUACCGGGCUAUUGACAUUUAUCUCAAGGUAAGAGCUUAACGAAGUUCUCAUGAGAUGCUCAUCAUUUUAUU